AGCUGGGCUGUCUUCCAAUCAGACAUUUAUGUUUUGUGCGGUGUUCUUUUGAGUGCGUGCAAGGGUGCCGGAGAUUUUUUUCAAAAAACUAUUUUAUUUGAUGAAAAAUCUAGACAAAAUAAACCAAGUUCGGGUGCUUAUGAAACCACCGAUUCCACAAUAGCGAAAUUUAAGACGGGCAAAGGAUCAUAAAACAAUUCCUUGAAAUUCGUAUUAGUUUUUAGGGCAAAAUUGCAUUGUGAAAACAUUAUGUGAAAAAAGAUGAUGUCAUCUUCUUGCAUACAUCGAAACUCCAGAGACUCCUUCCAUUGAUCAUGGAAAUUAUCUUCCAUUGGAAUUAAUCGCACAAAAAAUGCUUGAUCCUAAGGGUUGGUUGCACUUGCACCUACUGGUUGAAUUUACAAUGGUAGACAAUACGAUGAACCACUUUGAAGAACAGCCAAACAAUCUGUUUCAAAUAAAUACAGAGGAAUUGCUUAUGGCUACUGAAAUGGGGAGCCAGGAGGCGUACAAUGCUAUUCAGGGAAUUUUUGAUCUGGGAAAUUCUCAGAAUGUGAAUCAAUUGAUGCUGCCUCAGGAUACUAGUAUGCUCAGGGACCAGAAACCCGAUCCAGAGCACUGGAAUCACUUUCCCAGGCUUGUCGAGAACUCUGGUACCUGUGACUUUGAAUUGACUAUCCCAGCUCCAAGUAAUCAAUCGAAUUGGUCGUAUUCUCCUUCGUUGAAGAAACUUUUUAUCAAAAUCAACACGUUGCUGAAUCUUGAGGUGUCCUACAAAACAUCUUUUGCAACCAGGCUUUUCUGUCGUGUUAUGAUCGUUUAUCCAGAUUAUCCAUACAUGCCAGUGGUUCGAUGCAACAAUCACAAAGUCAUCAAUCCAGAAAAACCUGGAAGAGAGUCUCACAUAAUAAAGUGUCCUCAUGAAGGUGUGGAGUAUUGGGGAACUAAGGAUGGUCAGACUUUCAUUAAACGUCUCGCAUUGAUCUAUCCUUUGACGCAAAAUAUUAAAACUGAGGAGGAUAAUUGGGUUCGAACUUCAGUGACGUUGGAGUUCGCAUGCCAGAAUUCUUGUCCUACGGGCAUCAACAGGAGAGCUACUGUUCUUUUCUUUACACUGGAGGAUGAACGUGGCCAAAUUUACGGCCAGAGGAUGAUCAACUUCAAAGUUUGUACAGUUCCGAAGAGAGACAGAAGCCAUGAGGAGUCUCAUCCGGACAAGAAAAGAAAAUCCUCAUCCAGUGGAUCCUGUUCAAGCGGUAAAAGACCAUGCAGAGCUCCUGAAGUAGUGCCUGUUAAUGAAGCAAUGAUCAAAUAUAAUGAAGAGGAAGACACACCCUCAGUGCAAUGUGAGAAGGUGUCAAGUGCAGAGUCCCUAGUCAAUGGGAUUUCAUGCAAAAUCACCAUGCCUGAUGCUGCUUCGAUGAAGAAUGUUCUGCAUAGUGCUUACAAUGAAAUUGCUGGGAAGAUAGUAAGCGAUCCGGAAAACAGUCAGCGCUUUGGGAAGUUCAUCAAAAUGAUAAAGAAGCAGCAGCAAUCUCUGCCGUCACAAAGUAAUUUGAACAAUUAAACUGCCAUGUUAUUUUAAUUUAAGAGAGUUUUGAAAGAUUAUGGGUGCUAUUGGAGAUUUUAAUUUAUAAUUACUUUACAGACAGUGCAUCAAUUUUUUUUACAUGCAUCCGUAUUGAGUAUCUGUAAGACAUUUUAAUAGUGAGAAAAUAGAGGCAUGUAAGUAUUGCUAAGAACAUGAUAGAAUGAUUAAUGAGCAAGAAAGGAAUGGGAAUGAAUUAUUAUUUAAUUCAUUCUUACAUUAGUAUUACAGAACUUUAUUUACAAAUUUACUUUCUCAAGUCUCUAAUAGCACUCAUGAAGAGAAGAGCUGUGGAAUUUGCAAAUAUUUUUUUGCGUUUACUUAGAUAUAUUUGUCUAUUUUUUUUUGCAAAGGUGAGAAGAAUAUCUAUUGAUAAGAUAUGAAGCCUCUACAUAAAAUUAGUUUUUUAAAAUGACAUAAAAUUAAAUAGCUUUAGUACCUUAACAAAACACAAUUGUGAGAUGAAAUUGAGUGUAUUCAAUUUGCGUCAACCUUAAGCAAUUUAUCUUAAGUUCAAAAGAUUCUUAUGACUAAAUUGAACAGUUGAGCUAUUAAGAUGAACUGUAUUUUUUUAAUUUUUGUUGAGAAGCAAUUUCUCGAUUUCUUAAGAAAAAAAAAUAAUUUAAAGGGAAAAGUGUAAGAAAACUUUUCUAAAUUUAUAUGUUUAUUAUAGUUUUUUUAAGUUUCAUAAAGACAUGAAGAAAUAUAUAUCUAGAUAUACAA
Messenger RNA from Phlebotomus papatasi, 2311 nucleotides. It is a transcript of the gene p53, whose product is annotated as tumor protein p73. NCBI's taxonomy places the organism in Eukaryota, Metazoa, Arthropoda, Insecta, Diptera, Psychodidae. Gene Ontology annotation, biological process: apoptotic process; regulation of transcription by RNA polymerase II. Gene Ontology annotation, cellular component: nucleus. The coding region runs from base 353 to 1567 and encodes 404 amino acids. Gene Ontology annotation, molecular function: DNA-binding transcription factor activity, RNA polymerase II-specific; RNA polymerase II cis-regulatory region sequence-specific DNA binding. The record is from RefSeq and is a predicted model, not a curated record. The transcript is spliced from 10 exons.